Messenger RNA from Lytechinus pictus (painted urchin), 8081 nucleotides. Its product is annotated as RNA-binding protein FXR1-like. The record is from RefSeq and is a predicted model, not a curated record. Gene Ontology annotation, biological process: central nervous system development; regulation of dendrite morphogenesis; negative regulation of translation. NCBI's taxonomy places the organism in Eukaryota, Metazoa, Echinodermata, Echinoidea, Temnopleuroida, Toxopneustidae. Gene Ontology annotation, cellular component: dendritic spine; postsynaptic density; neuronal ribonucleoprotein granule. Bases 9 to 2129 code for a protein of 706 amino acids. Gene Ontology annotation, molecular function: mRNA 3'-UTR binding; translation regulator activity; protein homodimerization activity. The transcript is spliced from 15 exons.
UUCAUCAAAUGUUUUUCUUGUAUAAUCCACAGGCAGUGCUAAAAAAUAUACUUGAAGACGAAGUGAGCAUAGCAUUUGAAAACAAUUGGACAGCAGAGAGAAGAGUUCCUAUCAAUGUUGUUCGUCUUCCACCAGAAGCAUCAAGAGAAGUGCUAGAACUUAAGGCUGAUGAUGAGGUCGAGGUGUAUUCAAGGUCAUUUGAAGGUGAACCUUGCGGAUGGUGGAGAGCCAAAAUACAAAUGGUGAAAGGGGAGUUUUUUGUCAUAGAAUAUACAGGCUAUGAUGCCACCUACAAUGAAAUAGUACAAGGCGAUAGGCUGAGGCGGAUAAAUCCAAAUGGGUGUUUGAGCAAAGAAAGUAUUCAUAGAGCAGUUGUCAAUGUACCAACGGAACUCAGGCAAUUUUGUAAAGAUGCGUCAAAUCACAGGGAUUACGUGAAAGCCACCGGAGCUCUCCUGGUUACGUAUAGCGAGAACGAUAACGCAUUGGUUGUCUUUGCUACGUCGGCACAGGGUUUGAAGAAGGCACAGAUGCUGAGUGACAUGCACAUACGGAACCUUCGAGAGAAGAUUCUGAUGUUAUCAAGGGCGGAAGAAGCAGCACAGCAACUGGAGGUUUCCAAGCAUCAAACGGAUGCGCACAUGGAAGAGUUCUCGGUGAAAGAAGAACUGAUGGGUCUGGCUAUUGGUAGCCAUGGUGCUAACAUCAUGAAUGCCAGGAAGAUCGAAGGCAUCAAGAGGGUCGAUCUGGAAGAAAAUACAUGCACGUUUAGAGUGUAUGGAGACACCCAAGAAGCAGUAAUGAAAGCAAGAAGUAUGUUAGAAUUCUCUGAUGAUCAUGUCACAGUGCCAAGGCAAUUAAUAGGUAAAGUAAUAGGCAAGAACGGACGUGUCAUCCAGGAGAUUGUGGACAAGUCGGGGGUCGUUAGGGUAAAGGUCAAAGGUGACAAUGAGAGAGGUCAGACGGAGGACGAUGGGGUCGUUCCUUUUCUCUUCGUUGGGACCAAAGACUCCAUUGAGAACGCCAAGAUUCUUCUUGAAUACCAUCUAGCACAUCUCAAGGACAUGGAAGACCUUCGAAUCCAGAGGCUACAGAUUGAUGAGCAGCUACGGUCUAUGGGCCACCCUUCCGGCGCCUACCCGCCCAUGGGCAGAGAAAGGAGAGGUGAAAGGGGCUAUGGGUCAGACCAUUCAGAGGAUUACGGUGGCUACAGAGGCAGAGGAAGGGGCAUGUCCGGUGGUAGAGGGAUGCCUGGGAGGGGGCGUGGCGGAAGGGGGAGCAGCGGAAGAGGGAGGUCGUUUACAGAUACGAGUCGUAGCGGAUCAGAGAGGGAAGAGCCGAGAUCAAAUUCCUGGGCUGAUAGAGCGGCGGUGUCGGACGAUCAGGGUUACAGACGUCAUGAUGAUGGGCCUCGCUACAGGAGGGGCACCGGUGGCAGAGGAUCGUUCAGGGGGCGGGGGAGAGCACCCUAUCGUGGGCGUGGUGGUGGAGUUGGUGGUGGGGGAAGACCGCCUGUUAUGAGAGAUUCCCAAAGACCUUCAUCACCCCUCUCGGAAACGGACGAUGAUUUCAGACGCGACCCUCGGAGGCGGCAGGACGAUGAGGACGAUACUGUGUUGGAAGACACAACAACUGUUGAUGAAGAUGUCACUAAUAAUAAUGGAGCUGAUGACCAGCAGAGUAAGAGGAGGCCUAAGAAGCCAAGGAAGAGGAAACCGAGGGGUGUGAGAGCAGGCGGUGACAAUCAGGAAGACACCGACACCAGUAAGACGGGAUCGCCUCAGUUCAAUAGACGACCAUCAGGUCCAAGGAAUCGACCCAACGGACAUCCUGGUAACAGUGGGCGGGACGACAACUCUGCAGGGGAGCAACGAAGGUCCGCAUCCCCGCGCCCCGACACGAACAUGCCCAACGGUCGUGCAUCAGGAAAUGGCAAACCGCCCCCACAAGAGCAGAGAGGGGGAGGCAGAGGACGAUCCAAUCGGAGACCGAAGGGCGGGCCCACGACAAACGGGAACGUGACGGGCAGCGACACAGAGCGCGUUCCCGCUAAGGGCAAGCAAGAGAACGAAGCCCGCAACUCCUCUCCGCAAGAACGCAAAGAAGGCCUGACAAAUGGUACUAUCUGAAGUUCGUAAUCGAAGCGAGUUCGAGAGUGAGUGAAGGAAGUGCGUUUACCGCCAGUUUCAAAAUUAUGCAAAUUUGUGAGGAUUAUGACAAAUCUGUUUCUACUGAAUUUUACUACUUACAGUGACUAUGAUGAAGAUUUUGACUGAUGUUUUUUUUUUUCUCUGCUUUGACUUUAAACUGAAGAUUGACCUUGGUAAUGUGAUGUUUUUUGUAUUCAUGAUAGAUAUGUUUUCAUGUAGUCCCAAAGGUUGAAUUUUGUGCUGCCUCUGCCUACCGUUCUGGUCACAUAACACCACUGCAUGGUGAGAUGCAAAAAAUGCAAGGAAGGCUUGAAAUUCAGGUAUUCAAGAUCCAGGCGAUGGGAGAGCCAUUAAAUGCCGCCGAGUUACCUACAUGAUGCUUUCUUUUUUUAAAGCUGAUAAUAAAGCAAGACAUCAAAUUAUAGAUACAAAAUAACUUGAAAGGAAUUUCUGGCAAAGCUUUUUUCAAAGCAAUGUGUUCCUGACAAGGAUUGAACUGCACUAUACUUUGAACAGGCAUUGCCAAGAUCAAGUAACAUCACAAUCACUGUGGUACUUCUUGAAUGCACAAUGAUGAAACGGAGUGAGUAUAUGCUCUACUCAACAUUGCUAUUUAAAAAUAACCUCUGUGUGAAAAGGGCUUCUGCACAUCGAAUCCACUCAGGUGAUGGCAUGGUUGUAAGCUCCAUAGAAAACUGUCCUGUACAUGAAAUGGUCUAUCCUGUUCGAAAGAGACUGUUCAAACCAAUCAUUUACUAUGUCUUGUAAGCAAUCAAUAUGCAGCAUACUACAAUGCUCCUAAGCACUGCAUGUUGUUACCCCGGCUUUACCAGGACUACCCUGAUCGCCUGAACAGUUAGACCCCGUUCUCAUUACACUUUCUAAAACUAGUUUACUGGAAACCGGUUCAGGUAACCAGUUUGGAAGAUCGCUUUGCUGGCGUUCCCAUUUUAUCACCCGAAAGUGGUUUUCAAAAUCACUUCACGAAAAGCAAUCUUGUUGCUAUGGGAACGUCACAGUGGGGUGACAUUAAGUUAUUGGAAUAUACCAAAGAUAUGCUGAACCUGCUCCCACUACCGGUAAAGAGCCUGUCACAAGCAAGGAAGAAUGCAAAACAAACAAUGGAGAAAUCCGCUUCUAUACACCCCAGUCGCACUCAUGAAACCGAUCCCAAACCAACUGAUGCUAUGCCAUUGGAAAUAACAUGAUGUAUUUGGUCGGUCUGGAGUCGGUUUCAUUGGUGUGACUUGAGCAUUAGGAAAGGGUUAUGAAAUGUAUCAACGAUUUGCAAGUGAUAAAUUAGUCAUAUCCAAGAGCACUCCAGACCUGCCAACUGUCCUGAUUUUCAACUUUCAGAAUGGCAACAAAUCGGGACGUGCUGAUUUAUGAUAUUUCAUGUGAGAGAAAAAACAUUUUGGGGACAGUCGCUAUAGACCCCUUCAUGCCCCCGAGUCCUCAAUACAUCUUAAAUAGCCUGGUCCUUGUAGGGCUAAAGUUGCCAAAAUACAGGAAUUGCAGGGGGACCGCCUUCUUGACAACAGGCUUAGCUCCUGGAGACCGCCCGGGGCUAAGUUGGCCCCUUGGAACCCUGGCCAGUGGUUGUCUAGAUUUUUAAAUGUAUGCAGGUAUGACACUGUUCUCUACACCUUUUAGUCAAUGAUGAUUUCUAUCAUUAUUUCAAUACCUAAGAAUAUAUCUGUCAUUCUCUUUGCUCUUGUGACUCGAGGUUGACGAUCUCAGUAACUGAUAUCAGACGAUGAAUGGUUCUAUUAAUACUGCUUCCUGUUUCAAUGUCAUUGCCGGUUUGGGAAAGUCUCUCUAUUCUUCCCAACUGUUUUACCCCGCUGAAUAAUGCCAAAUGUUUGAAGACAUCAACUAAACUGAUUCUUGUUCUCAAUCUUGUUCACCCAGCCAUUUCCAGGAUUAAGUUAGGUGAUGCACAAGUUCAAUUUGAUUUUGUUCAUUUUGUCCUCUGCCAUCUCCUGAGCUCAAGUAUCAAUACAAUGCAUUUAUGCACGAAGAGAAGUGUGUAGCGUGCAAUUCAUUGGGGUUUAUGUCAUUUCUUGUUAAAGAAAUUGUCUCUUUCUUUUUUACACAUGUGGUGGAUAGAGGUGAGAGUACAUUUUUGUAUUUAUAUCAAAUCAGUGCAGUUUACAAUCUCCAAAAAGCACUUUUGUAAUCAUUGGCACCAUAACCAAAGCACAUCAUGAACGAUCGUUUGUCAGUAUUGUUUUUGUAUAUGAGAAAUGAUUUUAAUUCUGAUUGCGUUCUGUAUUGUCUACAUAAUGAUGAUUAUUCAAAAUUCUGCAUUUCUAUUAGAUUUAUGCACUGCAUCAUUGAAAUUUACUUUGGAUUGAUGUUGGAGUUUGCAUACUUUGUGCAUUUUUUUAUAGAUGUGAUUAAAUGCUUUAGAAAGCCAGCAGUGAUUCUACUGGAUCAUGAGAAGUAGUCUUUCAUUUUGUUUUCAGUCUACACGUUUUAGUAUCUUGGUAAUCUUGUUUUAUUACCAGGAAACAGAUAAAAGAGAGCUUGGAGUCGGGUUAGAAAUCCGAGAAAAUUAGAUUUUUGAUCCCUUGUAAACUCCGAACAGACCUAUUUACUAAUGAGAGAUGAUUAUUGUUUAAGACUUGAAUUAUGGAUUAAUGAUUUCUAUUAGUUUCGCAUGCAUGCAGUCUUCCUUUUAGUAUAGGAUUUUUUUACAUGUAUAAUUUUGGAAUGUAGUUAGUUGUAUUCAGUUAUUUAUAUUAUUAUUAUUAUUAGUUAUUAUUGUAGUAUUCUUUGAUAUGACAAUCUUUUCAAUUACUUGAAAAUGCUGUGCAGUUAGGCACUUCUUGGUUAUUUCACAACGGAAAAGAUGUAGCAUGCGGGAAAAUUUGUAUUAUCAAGGGAAACGAAAAAUGUCAGCAGUACAAGUGUAUCUGUGAUUUUUACUAUAGGCUGAUUGGGGGAUAAAAAUUUGUGGAAUACAAAUGUCAAAUUUACUUUCUAUUGUGCUAUAUUGACAGUACAGUCGACCAAGUAGCCUGUAAUUUAAUACCAAGUUUUCAUCUCAAUCGUGCAACGGAUGUACAUGUAUAUUACGAUAUUGCAUGUGUGUGUUUCACCUAAGCUUACACAACAGUACUUAUCAUGCAUGAUUUCAUUUUAAAAGGAUAAAAAACUUUGCUAGCUAUGUACAUCAUGUACAGUAUUUUUUCAAUAAUGACUCUAUGUGAAAGACUGGUGUUCGUUGCUGCUAUUUUCGCAUGACCUAGCAUGAGGAAGUUUAAUUCGACAAGUACUACCUAUCUGACUGAAAAAAAAACUGACACAUGAAUAGAAUGAAGAAAAGUUUAUAGCAACUUGCUGAAAUGUAAACCAGGGGCCUGUAACACAAAGUAAUGAAAUCAAUUGUUAAAUGGCAAUAGCCAUCCAAGAUCAUUGUUGCAUGCAUAUGAUAUUCAACUUACGAGAACUAUCAACUUAAGCCCCUUUCACAAUUGGUGUUGCGACUGCUUACAACCGUUGCAAUUCUGUGCAACAUAUAUUGUGACCAAAUGAUCGCAAACGGUCGCACGAGCAAUUGUGAAAGCCCCUUAAUGCGAAUGCUUUGUGUUAUAAUUUGCGAUUCAUCGCAACUGUUUGUGUCAUGAGGCCUAGAAGAUUUUGAUACACAAGGACAAGACAUCUGCUGAUAUCAACGAGAGGAAUUUGAGAAAGGAUGUGAGUUACAUGUAAACAAUGCCUGCAUAUACAAAUGUACUAUGAGCUUAACAUGCACGAGUUGUGAUACAACAUUUAUGCAGUCAGCGACUUGUCAGCUUGCAUGGAGAGUGAAAGCUUACACCGGACAUUGUAAAAAGGCACUGGCGAUAUCUGCAACAAAGCUACAUUUACAUCUUUUAAGCAAAGCAAAGUAACUUUUCCCACCAUUCUUGUGCUUGCCUCAGGCAAGUUCAGGGCAUCGUCAGGCUUGGGGAACCGACAUGAUGACUUAACAAUGAUGAUGCGACACCUCUAUCACAUCGGGUGAUUUCAAGUUUGGUGUUGACCUAUUGGUGUUGGUGUUAGGUCAAUUUAAUGUCAGUAUAGCACCAAAUUUAAAAUGCAUCUGGUACUGGAACAAAGGUGUCGAGUUGUUAAUAAUGUGAUCUUGGGCCUGUUGCAGAAAGAGUUGCGUUUAAACGCAAGUAAAGAAUAUCAAGCGUAAGUCCUGAAUACGGGUGCUUCAUUGGCUGAAAAUCAAGUUGCGCAAGGUUUUUUUAGUUGCGUUUGAUCGCAACUCUUUCUGCAACGGGUCCCUGGAUAAUUAUCAUAAACUCAGAAUUGGUUUUUGAGCAAGGGGAAGCAAAUAUUGAUUGUUCUUCUUACAGACCAACACCAUCACUGAACUUGAAAUCACCCAUUAUACUACAUGUAUCUUUUGGUCUUGACUUGAUUCCAUUCUGCGUGAUAGACAACACCUGCUACUAGAUAAUAAUAGUUGGAUUUAUAUACUGCUUUUCCAGAGGAUACUAUUAUAACCCUGGCUUAAUCCAGAGCUGACUCUUUAGCAGUGCUUGUGCUCUUAAGGAAGUAAUCCUGUACUUGCUCACCCCUCCGGGUGGGUGUUUCAUAAAGUUGUUCGUACAGUUACGCACGACUGGAACAUGAUCUUAGGUGCCAAUUGAGCUACAUUGGGAUAGUGUGGCACAAGAAAGGUUACCAGUCAUCCGUAUAGUCUUGCGUAACUUUACGGACAGCUUUAUGAAACACCCACUUGGCUUGAGUGCGGCACAAUGUGGAUAAGUUUCUUGCUGAAGGGUAAUGCCUGAAUGGUGUGGAAUUCCCCCAAGGAAGCUGAAAAGCCGCCGACUUUUAAAGAGCUUCAUUAAACAAGAUAUGAAGCGCGACAAGGAGCGGUGGAGAUGAACUUCAAUCAAUGUAUGUGCAAACCAGGGGGGUGUUUCAUGAAACACAUAUUCAGAGAUUUUCACCGACAACUGUUAUAAGCUACCAAAAUCAUUGCAUCUGAUUGGCUUGUACCAACUAAGUUAAUGGUUAACAGUGGCAAGUUGCUUCCUGAAAGGCUCCCGUGUAUUAUAUCAUCUGUCAUCUUGAUUUUUAGGAUGGUACAGUUGUGAAAUAAAGAGUCCAGUGUGGAAAAGAGAAUAAAGCCUUGGUGCAACCAAACUACAUGAAGAGUUUUCUGCAUCUGAUCCUGUUGCUGUCCCCACAAAUUGUAUCUCCCAAGUUGAAUCGGCUAAAAUCAAUCAAAUCUGCCGACCGAUUGCUUUCCUAUCUUGUAUUGUAAGCUCAUUACCAUAUGAAAUAUUAAAAGAAACCUUGGCUGCAGACUUGGGGUAUCUAUAUAUGUGUGUUCUGUAUGAUAUGUGUAUGGUAUGAUAAGAUGACAACUUGGAUUGUUCUUUUCUAUAAAUUAAACACUUUAUUUGUUCAUGUUCAUGUGUUUUCACAGUGCCUAUUAUGAAGAUAAAAGCUGUUUAGUAUUAAGGAUGUUUUUGGUAUUAUUUAUAAUCUUGGAGCGCGGGAGUGACGUGAAGCCAAGAAUGGACCUGUAUAUUAUUGCCAAAUACUUUCUUAGUCAUGCACAGUGACUGAUUUAUAUGUAGAAACUCUUGUUGGGAUUGAUGAUGACACUGAAAAUGUACAGCAUUGUGGAGGAAAUCGUGAAUUUCAUGUAGAAUAAGUACUAUCCUGUUGUGUCAAGUUAAUUUUCACCUCGCAAUUGUAUUUAAGAUAAAAUUGACAUAAAAAGUGCUAAAAAUUAAUUUUAAAAAAGACAAAGAAGGAAAGAGGGUUAGAAUCGGAGAGGUGGCACGAGCAAGUAUUACAAUGUAUAAAAUGCUGUACACAUGUUCAAGGGUACAUAUUGCUUGUUCUUUUUCAGUUCCGGUGCGAGAGACGCAAAUUCGUAUUUGGACAAAAUAAAUGAAAAGGAAUAAAAAACAA